Molecule: messenger RNA, 4362 nt
Organism: Ictalurus furcatus (blue catfish)
Lineage: Eukaryota; Metazoa; Chordata; Actinopteri; Siluriformes; Ictaluridae
Exons: 6
Coding region: 1-978 (325 amino acids)
Source: RefSeq, a predicted model, not a curated record
AUGACUGCGGUAGCAGAAACUGUGUUCAGGGACCGCAAAAGCGAGAGAGAAAUGAUGUCCGCUGUCGCUGAUGUCCGGCUCAGUGUCAGCACAGGGGCAAGGAGAGUUUCCCUGCUUUCCUCAGAUGUGAAGGGACAGUUAGAACAGCACCUGCAAAGGAUCGACACCGGCCAUCAUGCAUCUCUGUGCAGGAGUGAUAUUACUGCUAGGUUUCAGAAGCAGGACGAUGUUCUGGUCAGGUGUAGCAGCGUCUCGUGCUGGUCUAAAGACGGGUUUAUUCUCUCUUAUGAACAGUACCUGAAGGGGAAUUCCUCCCUGACCAUGCUGAAAGCUGAUUACAGCCUUCGAGGACUCUACAUGGCCAAGUGUGUCUCUGAGACCGUCUGUGAAGUCGUCUUUUCAUUGUCCCCUCUAGAGAUGACCCGUGUGAUUGCCCCAGGUGAACCCAUACACAUGCACUUUCCCCUCACUGACCUGGUGGGGGUGAGUUUUACUGCCAGUGAUGCUGUACAACCAUCAAACCUGCAGAUCUGCACCGUGGAGAAGGAGAAGAUCCAGUGCAGUCCAGAUUAUAAAGAGAGAGCGUCUCUCCUCAACACUCUUCAGAUUAAAGAUGGAGACGCCUCUGACAGUGGGAACUACACAGUACGGGAUAAAGUGAAUGAUGAGACUUUAGCCAUCGUAACGGUCCAUAUGAGAGAUGAACGCGUGUCCCAGACUCGCUCUCGAGGACGACGCAGUGCCCCUGAGCCGAGUCCAGACAUCAAGCAGCAGGAAGGUGUACCAGUGUGGGGGAUUGUACUGAUACUGAUACUGAUGCUGCUUGUAUCUGCGUUUGUGUUCCUGUUAGUGAUGUAUGUGCGUCUGAGGAGAGAAAAUGAGCAGCUCCGUGAGAAUGCUGAGAACAACGGACUCCCUCUCCUCCAGCAGAAACACUGUGCACUGAGAGCAGUAGAGAAGACGGAGUGUAGUGCUUAGGGUUUUGGGGGUUUUUAAUGCUUGUACUCUAUAUUCUAAUUCCCCCAGUGUAGAUUUAAACAGCAGUAUCGUUAAUACAGUAGGACUGUAAAUAAUGUUUGUGUUAAUGUUAUUUUCACUAAAACAUCUCACUAAAAUUUAUUGUGUAAAUACUAAAAUUAGCUGAAGAGAGCUAGCGUGAUGUUGACCGCUGUGUGUAAUUACUAAAAUUAGCUGAAGAGAGCUAGCGUUACGCUAAUGCUGUGUGUAAAUACUAAAAUUAGCUGAAGAGAGCUAGCGUGAUGUUGACCGCUGUGUGUAAAUACUAAAAUUAGCUGAAGAGAGCUAGCGUUACGCUAAUGCUGUGUGUAAAUACUAAAAUUAGCUGAAGAGAGCUAGCGUUACGCUAAUGCUGUGUGUAAAUACUAAAAUUAGCUGAAGAGAGCUAGCGUGAUGUUGACCGCUGUGUGUAAAUACUAAAAUUAGCUGAAGAGAGCUAGCGUUACGCUAAUGCUGUGUGUAAAUACUAAAAUUAGCUGAAGAGAGCUAGCGUUACGCUAAUGCUGUGUGUAAAUACUAAAAUUAGCUGAAGAGAGCUAGCGUUACGCUAAUGCUGUGUGUAAAUACUAAAAUUAGCUGAAGAGAGUUAGCGUGAUGUUGACCGCUGUGUGUAAAUACUAAAAUUAGCUGAAGAGAGCUAGCGUGAUGUUGACCGCUGUGUGUAAAUACUAAAAUUAGCUGAAGAGAGCUAGCGUAACGCUAACCGCUGUGUGUAAAUACUAAAAUUAGACUAAGAGAGCUAGCGUUAUGCUAACCGCUGUGUGAAUACUAAAAUUAGACUAAGAGAGCUAGCGUUAUGCUAACCGCUGUGUGAAUACUAAAAUUAGACUAAGAGAGCUAGCGUUAUGCUAACCGCUGUGUGUAAAUACUAAAAUUAGCUGAAGAGAGCUAGCGUUACGCUAAUGCUGUGUGUAAAUACUAAAAUUAGCUGAAGAGAGCUAGCGUGAUGUUGACCGCUGUGUGUAAAUACUAAAAUUAGCUGAAGAGAGCUAGCGUUACGCUAACCGCUGUGUGUAAAUACUAAAAUUAGACUAAGAGAGCUAGCGUUAUGCUAACCGCUGUGUGAAUACUAAAAUUAGACUAAGAGAGCUAGCGUUAUGCUAACCGCUGUGUGAAUACUAAAAUUAGACUAAGAGAGCUAGCGUUAUGCUAACCGCUGUGUGUAAAUACUAAAAUUAGCUGAAGAGAGCUAGCGUUACGCUAACCGCUGUGUGUAAAUACUAAAAUUAGCCAUGUUUACUAGUAAGCGAGCUAACAUAACUAAUAUUAUGACUUUGAGUUUGUUUGUAAAUUCAGUUAUUUAUUCCUAUUUUUCUUCACUCUUUGUUCUGAGAACAGUUUCCAUUAGCAUGACGUCACUGCUCGAGGGAACAUUAGAUGAAAUAUGUGGCAUUAGAACUAGUUACUUGUCCACUGUCUGAUUGUUCUCGAGUUCCUCAUUAAUCAAUAACGUAUUUCAGGAAAAUCUGCUUGGUCUGUUUCAGUUAUAUCCAUGUAUUUCUUUAAAUAUCGUUCAUUUUCUCGAUUUGAAGUCUGAAUGAAUUGAUUCUUCAUCUGGUACAAUGUUCUUGUCUGCUUUUAUUUCUGAAUUCUAUGUGAUGUAUUUGAAUAAUGAACAUUGUUGUACGUCGUGUCUUUGCAGUCGAGUGUGCACUAUGGGGUCGUAUUCGAGUUCAGCAGUCAGUGAGGAUUUAUUUUUUUUGUAAUUAACACUUUUAUUGAUUCACAAAUUAAUACAAAUAGACAAACAACAUAUAUAAUGAAUCAAACUAUUUUAACAUAAAUCCUCACUAUAACCCCUCCCCCUACCAACCUCCCACCCCACCCUGGUCCCCCCACGAACACCCCUGUGGUCAAUAGAUUAUAAACUCACAUAUCCAAAAAAAUAAUUAAAAAAUCAAUAAAAAUACACACAAUUAAAUAAAUAAAUAAAUAAAUACAAUAAUCAAGUAUAAUCAUAGACUAAACUCUAAAUUAUACUCUCCACCGCCCCUCCUCAAGAGUUCCCCAAAAACGCCAAAUAACUGCUCCAAUUCUUCCUGAAGGAAUUCCCAACUCCAAUCCUUCUGACCCCUCCUCAAAGGCAGCCACCCUCCCCAUCUCCAUACACCGCUCUGGAAACGAGGGCGCUCCAUCUGAUUUCCAUCCCCUUAAAAUAACCUGACUACCAAUCAUCACACUGGUCAAAACCCAAUCUUUUUUGUACCUAUCCUCCAAUUUUGUGACCUCCCCAUCUCCCAAAAUACAGAGUCUAGGGCAGAACGAGAUCUGAGUGUUCAACACCUCACAUACAAAGCUCUGCUCCUUCCACCAAAAUUCUUGGAUCUUACGACACCCCCAAAAAACAUGGGUGAUGUCUCCAUCUUCUGAAUGGCAUCGCCAGCAGGUGGGUGUGUCUUUAAGACCGAGCCUAUACAAUUUAGAGGGGGUCAAAUAGAACCGAUGUAAAAUCUUAAAUUGUAUAAGGCGCACCCUUGCGUCUCUAGAUGCAGUUUUUAUAUUUUUUAAAAUCCUAGCACACUCUCCCUCCCCCAAUUCCAAAUUUAAAUCUUUCUCCCAUAAUCUCUUGAGAGUGGUCGAGACUCCGUCCCCUAGACUCUGAAUCAGUAAGGAGUAAUACACUGAUGCUUCAUGCCCUCUUCCAAAAGCAGAAAUCACCUCUCCCAGAGUAUCUGCUGCUUUAGGGGGGUGCACGCUACUCCCAAAAAUAGUACAGAGCAAGUGGCAUAGUUGAAGAUACCUAAAAAACUGAGAUCUGGGAAUCCCAAAAUGUUGAACCAAUUUUUCAAAAGAUAUCAUCACACCACUCUCAUAAAGAUCACCAUGUGUAUUAACCCCACUCGUGAUCCACUCUGACCAACAAAAAGGGGACUUAUUAAUACGUAGUUUGGGGUUUAGCCAUAGGCUCGAGGCAACAUUGAGAUAAAUCUCAGAAUCAAACACCCUGGACACGCUUGUCCACACUGAGUGCAGAUGUGAAAUAACGGGGUGUGAUUUACCUUCUCUGGUUAGAUUAAUGGAAAGGCUUUGCAGUGGCAAAAUAGGGGCAAGAACUUCUUGUUCAAUGCAGAACCAGGGAGGGGCUCUCUCAAGCGGAAGUGACCAAUGAGCCAAAUGUCUGAGACCAAACGCAUAAUAAUAAAACAGAAUCUUGGGUAGGCCUAGCCCACCCUUGUCAAUCGGCCUAUGUAACUUAUUGAAAUUUAACCUGGGACGUUUACCAUUCCAAAUAAAAGACUUCGCUAUACUCUCAAAUUGCUUGAAAUAAGAAAGAGGGACAUCUAUAGGGAGAGACUGUAGCAGGUAAUUGAAUUUUGAAAUACAACUCAUUUUAAUAACAUUAAC